Messenger RNA from Trichomonas vaginalis G3, 1050 nucleotides. Its product is annotated as Rab-GTPase-TBC domain family. The coding region runs from base 1 to 1050 and encodes 349 amino acids. Gene Ontology annotation, molecular function: GTPase activator activity. Gene Ontology annotation, biological process: activation of GTPase activity. The record is from RefSeq and is a predicted model, not a curated record. NCBI's taxonomy places the organism in Eukaryota, Parabasalia, Trichomonadida, Trichomonadidae. The transcript has a single exon.
AUGAAUUUUCAACUUCCAUCUGAAGUGAUCCUUACAGAUGCUUUUCGUUUAGGUGAAGGAAUGAUAUUUUCAUAUGACGAUGCGAGAAAGUUCCUAUUAACUGAUAAUCACGGCAAAAAUAUGGUUGAUAGAUUAAUUUCUUACUUAAUUUGUUUAAAGAUCAUAUCACCAUUAAGACCAAAAUGGUCAGAAAGCCUAUUAAUUGCAGUUGAUAUGUACUAUAGUUCUCUCAAAUAUUAUUUCAAAGAUGAUUACAAAAAUGCUUUACGAAUUGUUUCGACAAAGAGCGAAUCUAUCAUGAGUGUUGAUUUUCCAAGGACUCUCGGUUGGUUUAAUGAGAUGGCUCCUACAAUUGGAGCUGAAAUUUCGAAAGAAAUAGACGUUUUAGAAAUAAUAUCAAGAAUAUUUGCUAUUUUAGAGCGAGAACACCCUGAACUUCAAUAUACUCAAGGUUUCGAUCGGUACGCAUACAGCUUUUUUGCAAUGGCUUUAAGUUUUUGCCAAAAAGGCUCUUUGCCAAUCGAAUUCGGCGAAGCAAUUACAUAUCAUCUCGUUUGUAAUACAAUAAGCUUGCUUCCAAUGACAAAACUCCUUGAUGAUCAACAAAAAUUAAUGGAACAUUUUGACAGGCUUGAUAAGGUUUUAAUGAAUUAUGACUAUCAGAAAUACAAAUUACUUACAGAUUUCAAUGCUUCGAUCCUCUUCUUUGGAGUUCGUUUCGAAAUGUUAUUAUUUGCAGAUGAACACUCUUUUGAAGAAACUCUACGAAUAUGGGAUCAAAUCUUCGGUAGAUUAGAAAGUUAUGAAUACAUGAUAAACGCAUUUACCCUUGCUCAUGUUCAUCAGGCAAAAAUUGAAGAUGAUUGCCCGAAUGUCUUAGAAUCUAUACUUCACAACCAGAAAUGGGAUGUUGAUAAGCUUAUUUUAGAUGCAAAUGCAUUGCUACAUCAUCAGAAAAGUAUCAAAGAAACUUUAUGUGAAGCAUGUUGUCCAAAACUUACAAGAUUCCAUGGAUACUCGAUCGCUUCCGAUUUUGUGUUUUUCGAAUAA